Molecule: messenger RNA, 951 nt
Organism: Phodopus roborovskii (desert hamster)
Lineage: Eukaryota; Metazoa; Chordata; Mammalia; Rodentia; Cricetidae
Product: olfactory receptor 2AG1
Exons: 1
Coding region: 1-951 (316 amino acids)
Biological process (GO): G protein-coupled receptor signaling pathway
Cellular component (GO): membrane
Molecular function (GO): G protein-coupled receptor activity; olfactory receptor activity
Source: RefSeq, a predicted model, not a curated record
AUGGAGCCCUGGAACUCCACCCUGGGAGGUGCCUUCAUCUUGGUGGGGAUUCUGGAUGACAGUGGCUAUCCUGAACUGUUCUGCGCAAUGAUCACAGUCCUGUACACAUUGGCUCUGACCAGCAAUGGACUGCUGCUCCUGGUCAUCACCAUGGAUGCACAACUCCAUGUGCCCAUGUACAUUUUGCUUGGGCAGCUCUCUCUCAUAGACUUCUUUCUCACAUCAAUUAUCAUUCCCAAGGCUGUCAUGGAUUUUAUGCUCAAAGACAACACUAUCUCUUUAGGGGGUUGUGCCCUUCAGAUGUUCCUGGCACUGACCCUGGGUGGUGCAGAAGACCUCCUUCUAGCAUUCAUGGCCUAUGACAGGUAUGUCGCCAUUUGUCAUCCUCUGAACUACAUGAUCUUCAUGAAGCCAAGCAUCUGCUGGCUUGGAGUAGCCACAUCAUGGAUCCUGGGAUUCCUGAGUGCUCUAGGAUAUACUAUCCACACCAUGCAGUACCCCUUCUGCAAAUCCCGGAAGAUCAGACACCUGUUCUGUGAGAUCCCUCCACUGCUGAAGCUGGCCUGUGCAGACACCUCCAUGUAUGAGCUUAUGGUUUAUGUGAUGGGUGUGGCCUUCCUAAUACCCCCUCUUGCUGCCAUCCUGGCUUCAUACACAUUAAUUCUUUUCACUGUGCUCAACAAGCUCUCAAAUGAAGGAAGGAAGAAAGCCCUUGUCACCUGCUCUUCCCACAUGACUGUGGUGGGGCUGUACUAUGGGGCUCUCACAGUAAUGUAUAUCCUACCAAGUUCCUAUGUAAGUCCCAAACAAGAAAACAUCCUCUCUGUUUUCUACACUGUUGUCACCCCAACUCUGAACCCCCUAAUCUACAGCCUGAGAAAUAAGGAGGUCACUGGGGCCUUGAGGAGAGUCCUGGGAAAGUGGUUGCUGCCCACACAGUCUGCUUUUUAG